AUGGGUUUCCUAAAUCCUAAGCAGCCGUACUUUGGCCUCAAGGGAGGAUGGUUGACCUUCUGGAUCUCCGUUGCUUGCGCAACAGACAUGACGCUGUUUGGCUACGAUCAGGGUGUCUUUGGCGGCGUCGUGGUUACACAGGACUUUCUCCAAGUUCAUAACCUGGCCGGGCCCGCGAAGACAUCGCUUUUGGGUACCGUCACGGCGAUUUAUGACGUUGGAUGCUUCUUCGGGGCCAUCAUCGCUGUCUGGCUGGGCGAAAAGCUAGGCCGAAGGAGGUCAGUUCUGGUCGGGUCAACUAUCAUGAGCGCUGGAGCUAUUCUGCAGAUUUGCUCCUACAGCACAGCUCAAAUGAUAGUUGGACGCAUCAUUGCCGGUAUUGGCAAUGGGAUCAACACGGCCACCGCACCAGUCUGGCAGACCGAAACAUCAGCAAUCAAAUGGCGAGGCAAGCUGGUCGUUAUUGAGCUCAUCUUGAACAUUGCUGGUUUCUCGUUGUCGAACUGGGUCACCUAUGGCUUUUCUUUUGUCGGGGGCGCAGUUGCCUGGCGAUUGCCUCUUGCCUUCCAGUUUCUCUUCAUCGUUAUUCUCUUCGCAACCGUGCCUUGGCUGCCAGAAUCACCAAGAUGGCUCAUCGCACAUGACUACGAAGACGAGGCGUUCAAAAUCUUAGCAGACCUUGAGAAUAAACCGGAAGACGAUCCCUUCAUCCUGGCGCAGCACAAAGAAAUCGUCUACACGGUCCAGUACGAGCGCGAGAAUGCCGUGAGAUGGGUUGACCUUCUCCGUGGCCGAACUGGCAACCAGGCUGGAACCAAGACUAUUCGACGUCUGAUUCUCGGUGCAGGAACACAGGCUUUUCAGCAAUUAUCGGGCAUAAAUGUCACCUCAUAUUAUCUCCCUACGGUGCUCAUCAAGUCUGUUGGGCUGGACGAGAAAAUGGCGAGGUUGCUGGCAGCCUGCAACAGUGUCUCCUAUCUUCUAUUCUCGUUGAUUGGAAUUCCAAAUGUCGAAAGAUGGGGCCGAAGAAACAUGAUGAUUUUCGCCGCAGCUGGCCAAUCUUUCUGCUACCUCAUCAUCACUGUUCUGAUUCGGUAUAAUGAAAAGCCCGGGUUUGCUCAUGCCCACGAAGUGGCAUCUGCCUCGGUGGCAUUCUUCUUCCUCUACUAUGUGUUCUUCGGGAUCGGAAUGCAGGGUGUGCCUUGGUUGUAUCCAACGGAAAUCAACUCGCUGCCCAUGCGUACAAAGGGCGCAGCCCUCGGGACUGCGACGAACUGGAUCUUCAAUUUCAUGGUGGUGGAAAUCACGCCGAUUGGCAUCCAGAACCUCCAAUGGAAAUUCUACAUUAUUUGGACAAUUCUCAACGCAUCGUUUGUUCCAUUAAUAUAUUUGUUCUAUCCCGAGACGGCAGAUAGAUCUCUGGAAGAUAUAGAUGACUACUACCGGACCAAUCCGCCUCUGCUGGUCUUCAGAGACAAAGACGUCACCUCAAGCAAGCGACCGGAAAAAUACAAGAUCAAGGAAGAGGAGGAAAUUAGAAGAGCCUCAUCGGCGGAUCCCACGGCCUUCCGACGAGGAAGCCGUCUCAGUUACUCCAGGGCGAGACAAGCCCAACUGGCUGCCGCAGGGCAACUUCAGCAGGAGGAAGAAUAUGAAGGAAGGACUGAGCAUGGAGACUAUGAGCAGGAGAAGGUCUAUCACAAGGAGGAUGUGUGA
Messenger RNA from Fonsecaea multimorphosa CBS 102226, 1716 nucleotides. RefSeq lists its product as uncharacterized. Lineage: Eukaryota; Fungi; Ascomycota; Eurotiomycetes; Chaetothyriales; Herpotrichiellaceae. Gene Ontology annotation, molecular function: carbohydrate:proton symporter activity. The record is from RefSeq and is a predicted model, not a curated record. The transcript is spliced from 5 exons. Gene Ontology annotation, biological process: transmembrane transport; carbohydrate transport. The coding region runs from base 1 to 1716 and encodes 571 amino acids. Gene Ontology annotation, cellular component: membrane.